Messenger RNA from Cimex lectularius (bed bug), 681 nucleotides. RefSeq names its product amidophosphoribosyltransferase-like. The record is from RefSeq and is a predicted model, not a curated record. Gene Ontology annotation, molecular function: amidophosphoribosyltransferase activity. NCBI's taxonomy places the organism in Eukaryota, Metazoa, Arthropoda, Insecta, Hemiptera, Cimicidae. Gene Ontology annotation, biological process: purine nucleotide biosynthetic process.
GUUCAUAUCAGAAUAGCUUCUCCUCCGCUACGCUACCCUUGCUUCAUGGGUAUCAAUAUACCGACAAUCAAGGAGUUAAUCGCAGACAAAUUGAAAAGUACAAAACUUGCAGAACAUGUCAGUGCUGACAGUUUAAUGUAUCUUUCAGUCGAAGGAUUAAGGACAGCUGUCAGAUGUCAAAUUAAAGAAAAAGACCCCGAUAAAAUAGGCCACUGCACAGCUUGCCUUACUGGUGAAUAUCCAGUGCCUUUAGAAUGGUGAAAGUUAUGAAAUAUCAAAGUUGGUGAUUUUGUUACCUUUUCCCAGUUGUUUUUACUUCUAUAAAUUGAAACAAAACUGGGUAAAUUCCUAUAAAGAAUACUCAUUUAUGUUAGAGAGGUGAUGUUUUAAUGACAAUAUUGUUAGGAUAGUGCAAUAAAAAAAGUGUAGAUGUAUAAUUGACAAGAUGUUGAAGUAAACACACAAAUUAAUUUUACAUAAUUUUUUAUCAAUUAAAUUCUAAUUGAAAUGCUCAAACAUAAAUCACGAUUUUUGUAUAAGGCUUAUUAAUUUAUUUAAAACUAAUUUAUUGUUAGCCAAUAUCACGAUGAGCAUGAGUCGAUUUGAUGUAAUAGUUUAAUAUAAGCUAAUUUGUUAAAUAUUUGUAUAAUACAUGUAAUGAAAAUGUGAAACAAAUAAAGU